This is a messenger RNA of Pseudopodoces humilis (Tibetan ground-tit), 1970 nucleotides long. Lineage: Eukaryota; Metazoa; Chordata; Aves; Passeriformes; Paridae. The record is from RefSeq and is a predicted model, not a curated record.
ACCUGGCCGUGGGGGCUCCUUUCGACGGCGCCGGCAAAGUUUUCAUUUACCACGGCAGCGCCCUGGGCAUCGUCACCAGCCCCGCGCAGAUCCUGGACGGGGAGGCCGUGGGGGUCUCGGCUUUUGGGUACUCGCUGUCGGGGGGGCUGGACGUGGAUGGGAACCUGUACCCCGAUCUGCUGGUGGGGUCCCUCUCGGACACCGUGGUGCUCUACAGUGUGGAGGUUCGGGCGUGUUUCAGCUACAGGGGCAGCCCGGAGAGCUACAGCCCCCGGCUCGAGCUCCGGUUCGUGCUGGAGGCGGACUCGGAGCGGCGCCGCCGGGGUCUCGCCCCCCGGGGGUCGUUCCUGGGCCGGGGUCCCGCCGACCCCGAGCACCGAACCUCGGGGACCCUGGAGCUGCCCCGGCCCCGCGAGCGCCGCUGCGUCACCGCCACCUUCCGGCUGCACGACGCCAUCCGGGACAAGCUGCGGCCCGUGGUGCUCAGCCUGGCCUUCGGCCUCGGGGGGUCCCGGGGGUCCCGGGGGUCCCGGGGGGCGGCGCUGCCCCCGCUGGGCCCCGCGCUCAGCCCCCGCCAGCCCAGCACGCACCGCGCCGAGGUGCAUUUCCUGCGCCAGGGCUGCGGCGAUGACAAAAUCUGCCAGAGCCACCUGGAGCUGCACCCGCGCUUCUGCGCCCGCCUUGGGGACAGCGACUUCCUGUGUCACCUGCCCAGGGACGAGGAUGGCACUGCCAUUUUCGCCAUGAGUGACCAGAAGGACGUGGCCCUGGAGGUUUUGGUGACCAACGAGCCCUCGGAGCCGUCGGAGCCGCAGCGGGACGGGGACGAUGCCCACCAGGCCGUGCUGGUGGCCACGCUCCCCCCGGAGCUGCCCUACGCCGCCCUGCGCCCCGACGACAGCGGGGGGCUCGGGGUGCGCACCAGCGAGCAGCCGGGGCUGGAGCCGGUGGUCGCCCGAGCCCGCGUGGUCUUCGAGCUGCCCCUGGCCGUGACGGGCGUGGCCGUGCCCCCCCGGCUGUUUUUUGGGGGGCAGGUGAGGGGGGAGAGCGCGGUGAAGAGGGAGAGCCAGGUGGGCAGCGCCGUCAGCUUCGAGGUCACGGUGUCGCAGCGGGGGCCGGUGCUGCGGAGCCCGGGCGCGGCCGCGCUCAGCGUGCAGUGGCCGCUGGAGCUGCCCAACGGGAAGUGGCUCCUGUACCCCCUGAGCCUGGAGAUGGGGACCCCCCCCGUGCCCUGCAGCCCCCCCGCAAACCCCCUGCGCCUCGCCCUGGAGCCGCCGGGCCGAGGGGACCCCCCCGAGGAGCCCCCGGCCCGCUCGUGGUGGGUGCCCGCGGCGAGGAAGAGGAGGAACGUGACCCUGGACUGUGCCCGGGGCACCGCUCGCUGCCGCCCGUUCCGGUGCCCGCUGCCGUCCCUGGAGCGCUCGGAGCUGCGGGCGCGGGGCCGCCUCUGGAACGGGACCUUCCUGGAGGAGUUCCUGGAUGUGGAGAACCUGGAGCUGAUCGUGCGCGCCGAGGUCUCGGUCGCCUCCCCCCGCGGCAAUGUCGUCAUCAAGGACGCGGUGGCGCAGAUGUCUCUGUCCCUGCACCUGGACCCGGGCGUGGCCGUGGCGGCCGUGCCCUGGUGGCUGCUGCCGCUGGCGGCGCUGCUGGGGCUGCUGCUGCUGGCCCUGCUGGUGCUGGCGCUCUGGAAGCUGGGGUUCUUCCGGCGGGCGCGGGCGCCGCGGGCUCCGGCCGUGCCGCGGUUCCGGGCCGUGCGGAUCCCGCGGGAGCAGCGGCCGCGCGCCCGCGAGGGACGGACCGGAACCAUCCGCAGACCGCACUGGGCCGCUGCGGCCACCGGAACCGGAACCGGGGACGGGGACAAGGACGGGCCCCGGACACCCGGAUCAGCCUGAGGGACGCGGCACGGACGGACGGACGCGGCACGGACACGGGAUAACGGACACGGGAUAAUGGACACGGGAUGGACA